Molecule: messenger RNA, 624 nt
Organism: Xenia sp. Carnegie-2017
Lineage: Eukaryota; Metazoa; Cnidaria; Anthozoa; Malacalcyonacea; Xeniidae
Exons: 2
Coding region: 1-624 (207 amino acids)
Source: RefSeq, a predicted model, not a curated record
AUGGGAAGUAAAAUUGUUGAUAUGGCAGGUCCUAUCUUUUGCGAUGUUUUCUUUGGUGAACGUUACUUACUUAGCUAUGUUGAUUUGAAAGUGGUCAUGAACCGUACCAGUGACGAAUUUGUAUUAAUGUCAUCGGUGGACGGUGCAGCCUUUAGAGUGAAACUGAUAGAUGCAUACCUUAAAGUUCGUAAAGUCAAAGUGAAUCCUAGUAUAUCUCUGGCUCACGAAGUUGCCCUGAAAAAAGGUCCAGCUAUUUACCCUGUAAGACGUGUGGACUGUAAAAGUUUUAUCAUUCCUUCUGGAAACCCUUCACUGCAAAAAGAUAACCUUUUCAAUGGUUUAGUGCCUAAAUCGUUUGUUUUCGGUCUUGUUGAAAGCAUUUCAAUAAAUGGUGAAUCUGUACCAUUUAAACCAAUCAAUUUGUCCUUUGGUGCGAAUCCAAGAUUUAUAGAAGCAUUUCUAUCGCAGUUUUCAGGCACUGGGAAAAUGUAUUACGACACAGGCAAUGGCAUUACGCGUGAAGAUUUCCCAAACGGUUUUGCCCUGUUCGGCGCGGACUUUACCCCGAUAUGUGCAGCGCAUCCGAACAUUUUAACACGGUGCAAAAGGAAACCUGGCCAUUGA